AUUCACCAAACAAUGCAUCAUCAGAAGGUAUAGAUAUCGUACAGGCGUGCAUAGUGCAUCCACCAAAACUUAUGUCUUAUGGGCGGGAACUAUAUAAGUCUAUAAAUAGCACCUCUCACUCAUUUUGCCGCCUAUUAUAGUCUCACUCUCCAUUCUCCCUUUUCAAACUCUCCCAUGGCCGCCCAUCAGGAUAUGGACACGUCGAACCCAGCAGUUUUUGUCAAUGCCGAGCUUCUGCGCCUGUAUGUUGGAAGAAAGGUUCGGGCACUGGUUCAGGUUAUCCGAUCUGAGAAUGGAGCUGUGAUUGGGAAAUCAACAGAUGAUAAUCAGAUUGUUGUGAAGGGAUCUCCACCGGGCUCCCUCACAAAUUUUGUUGAGGUCAUUGGUAUUGCUGAUGGUGAUAAAUCCAUUCGGGCUGAAGUCUGGAACAACUUUGGUGAUGCAAUUGACACACAUAAUUACAAUCAGGUUUGUCAGCUUGCAAAUGGAGAAUUCAAACACUUGUUCAUCUGAAGCUCAUCAAGUUCAGAUAGUGAUCAAACUUGAAAGUGCUCUAGUGGGACUGUAAGCAGAGAAGGUGAAUAGAGUCAAGUCUUGUAGUUUUUAUAUGUAGCCUCUGUCUUCUACAUGAACUAAUAGUAUGUCGAGGGAGAGGUUACAUUUUUGUUUGUACAACUCAUGAAUGAUGAUUUCACAUAUAUAUAAUUCUCUAGUUUGUACUGAUUUCGACCUGGAUUUUUCUUUCAAAAUGCUACUGAAUGUAUGAAAAUAGAAUUAAUCAGAGUUCAUAACAUAAAAUUGUUUACCCUUUUGAA
Molecule: messenger RNA, 815 nt
Organism: Cannabis sativa
Lineage: Eukaryota; Viridiplantae; Streptophyta; Magnoliopsida; Rosales; Cannabaceae
Product: replication protein A 14 kDa subunit B
Exons: 3
Coding region: 175-513 (112 amino acids)
Biological process (GO): DNA replication; DNA recombination; DNA repair
Cellular component (GO): nucleus
Molecular function (GO): DNA binding
Source: RefSeq, a predicted model, not a curated record